Molecule: messenger RNA, 2013 nt
Organism: Dichotomopilus funicola
Lineage: Eukaryota; Fungi; Ascomycota; Sordariomycetes; Sordariales; Chaetomiaceae
Exons: 3
Coding region: 1-2013 (670 amino acids)
Source: RefSeq, a predicted model, not a curated record
AUGGGGCGCCCUCCGGCGUACCUAUUCGUCGUAAGACACGGCUACCGGCUCGAUGCGGCCGACAAACAAUGGCAUCUCUCAUCCCCGACCCCGUACGAUCCGCCUCUCACAUACAGCGGCUGGCAACAAGCCAAGAGCUUAGGCGUCAGAAUCGCCUCCAUCAUCCGCGAGCGAGUCGAGGAGGACGAGCGGGCUGCUGGUCAGAAUUCGAACCCGAAACCAAAGCGAAAGAAGUACGAAGUUGUCCUCCACAGCUCGCCGUUCCUACGAUGCAUCCAGACCUCAAUCGCCAUCAGCGCCGGGCUGGCCCAGGACUCAACACCAUUUGGGCCCGCGAGUUCCCCAACUGCGCCGUCCGAGUCGAAAGAUGAGGCGACUGGUCCUUCUAAACCGUCUGUCGUCACCGACCUCCGAGACACAGCAGCUUCGGCGAAUUCUACCAUAAUUCGGAAAUCGGUCCUGCGCCUUGAUGCCUUCCUCGGCGAGUGGCUAACACCAAAGUACUUCGAGUUCAUUACGCCGCCCCCCGAGUCCGUCAUGAUGCUGGCCAGCGCCAAGGCCGACCUCUUACGCCGCGAGGACUACAGCCACCAUGCAAACUACGUGUCACACCACCACUCGAACUCUACACCGAAUCACCAGUCCAGCAGCUCGCAAGGGCACCUCUGGAGCCCUAUCGUCCGGGACUCCCCAACCUCUCCGUUCGGUGGCAGCCAGUCGAACGGGUUCGGAGCCCCUACCAACCCGUCCCCGUCGACUUCCAUCCGCAGCGACAAGGAACCGCGGACCCCCGGGCCUGGCUAUAUCUCGCCUGUCCCGCACUACGCGAUCGGUAAUAACAACACCAUCCCGGCGGGAUACGUCGCUCAUGCCAGGGACGCUUGCAGCAUCAUCGACUACCAGUGGCACUCCACGAGAAGUGUCCUGGACUGGGGCGACGGCGGGUCGUUCCCCGAGGAGUGGGCGGCGAUGCACAAGCGGUUCCGUACGGGUGUUCAGAGUUUGGUUGACUGGUACUCGACCGCUGAGAACCCAACCCGGCCGGUGACCAAGAAUGUGAGGAAUGCGCCGGUGGGUGGGCCUGAGGACGGCGACGAGGACGUCGAGACAGAGUCCAUUGUGAUUCUUGUCUCCCACGGCGCCGGCUGCAACGCUCUGAUCGGGGCUAUUACGCAUCAACCCGUUCUAAUGGACGUCGGCAUGGCGUCCCUGACAAUGGCUGUCCGGAAACCAGACUCCGAAAGCGAAAACACCAUCCCGCAGAAAAUCGGGGACCUACCACCGACCCAUCACCUCUACGACCUCAAGCUCUUCGCCAACAGCGACCACCUGCGCUCUCCCGCCACAACCCCAUCCAGCCCCCGUCCGCCCCCCGUUUCCAACCCCUUCAACGGCCCCCGAUCGCGUCACCUGUCCUUCUCAACCUCAGGCAGCAGCUUCUACUGGAACGACGGGCCCGGCAACAGGAGCCCCUCCAGUGCGGGUCUAGGCGGGUACCGCAAGAGCCCGAAAGACGACUCGCCCGUACCACGGCUGUCGUUUAUCAACAGCACCGCGACUGGUGGCGGAAGUAGUGGUGGCAUCACAGUCGGCAGCGGCGUGACCUCCUUUGCGGCCACGCGGCCAUCCCUUCUAGCUCAAGCCCGAAGUGGGCUGUGGACGCCGACGGGCGAGGAAAGUGACGAGGAUUCGUUUGGGGGUCUCAACUUUAGCCGUUUCGACCCGCCGGCCACUGUCGCAGCCGCGAACGCCGCCUCCCCACUAGCAACCAAACCCACUGCCACUACCUCCACCACUACCAACGAAACCGCCGAGCCCACCCUCGGCGCCUCAUCCUCAUUAGCGAAUGGAGCUCCUGGCCUAACAACACAGCGCUCGCCCAAGCCAGAGCCGGACCAGCUUGGGGCUGGAUCGGGUGGACUGUGGGGCGCGCCAAGGCCGCCUGAUGAUGCAGAUAGGUUUCGCGAUGUCACGGCUUCGAAGAGGCGGUGGACUGUUAGUGAGCGGAGUUAG